AUGGGCACCAGUGCGGUGGCUGUGCCCCCCUCAGUCUGGGGGCUGCUGGGAUGCUGUUUCCUUUGUGACUGGGCUCUGGGGGGUCCACAGCCCCUCCGCUCUCUGCCCCCACUGUCCUCCCAAGUCAAGCCAGGAUCUGAGCCCAGGUGGGUGCCCCAGGAGGGUGCAGAGGCAGCCCUGGCUUUUCUUUACUCUGGAGAUGCCCAGCAGCUGUCCGGGGCUAACUGCACUGAGCGCUACGAAGCCCAGGGUGCAGGAGCCCAGUCAGGGCCCCCCCCAGUCCUAUGGAAAGCAGGGGUCACCCUUGCCCAGACUGCCAAUUUCCUCAACAUGCUGCUCCAAGCCAACGACAUCCGCGAGUCCAGCGUGGAGGAGGACAUGGAGUGGUACCAGGCGAUCGUCCGCAGCGUGGCCGAGGGAGACCAGAGGGCAUAUCGGGCUCUGCUGACCUUUAACCCUCCACCUGGGGCCAGCCGCCUACAGCUGGCCCUGCAAGCCACCCGAAUGGGAGAGGAGAUCGUCCUUCAGGACUUGUCCAGGGACAGACUACAGGAGGAGAGCCCAGCCGUAGGCCCAGGCACCCCCGCUCUGCAGAAGCGGGUAUUGAUCAAUGAUCUAGGGAGCCUUGGAAGUCCCAAGUGGCCACGGGGGGAUAGUUAUGUGGGGGACGUGCGGCAUGUAAGGUUGUCCCCCCCCUUCCUGGAAUGCCAGGAGGGCCGGCUCCGUCCAGGCUGGCUUAUCACACUCUCUGCCACCUUCUAUGGACUCAAGCCGGACCUCAGCCCAGAGGCCAGGGGGCAGGUGCAGAUGGACAUAGACCUUCAGAGCGUGGAUGUGAAUCAGUGUGCCAGCGGCCCAGGCUGGUACUCCAACACACACCUGUGUGAUCCCAACAGCACCCAGUGUAUCGCCCUGGAGGGCCGGGGCUUUGUCCUUGGCCGCUACCUCUGCCGUUGCCGACCUGGCUUCUACGGGACAAGUCAUUCUGGGGGGUCAGAAGAGGGCACCACCCAGCCUACCGGGCAGCUUGGUUCCCUGCGAAGCAGCACGGAGAGGCUGCUGCGGUGCCGGCCGUGUCCCGAGGGCUGCGCCAGCUGCUUGAGCACCACCCCCUGCCUGGUGGAGGAGGCCUUGGUGCUGCGGGUGCUGGUGCUGGCCUGCCAGGCCUGCUGCGUGCUGGCUAUCGUCCUGAGCAUGCUGCUCUCCUACCGCUGCCGCCGGAGAAAGAGGAUCCGGGCAUCUGGCAUUGUUCUGCUAGAAACCAUCCUUUUUGGGUCCCUGCUGCUCUACUUCCCUGUCUUCAUCCUGUACUUGAAGCCCAGCAUAUUCUGCUGCAUCGCUCUCCGCUGGGUCCGCCUGCUGGGUUUCGCCAUCGUCUACGGCACCAUUGUACUCAAGCUUUAUAGAGUGCUCCAGAUGUUUCUGUCUCGAACGGCACAGCGAGGGCCCCCCCUGAGCAGUGGACGUUUGCUUCGGCGUCUGGGGCUGCUCCUGCUGCUGGUGCUGGGCUUCCUUGUAGUGUGGACAGCAGGAGUCCUGGAGCAAGGCCAGCACACGCCUCUGGUGACCCAAGGCCACACUCCUGCCGGCCGCCGCUUCUACCUCUGUCACCAUGGCCACUGGGACUACAUCAUGGUUGUGGUCGAGAUGCUGCUGCUGUGCUGGGGCAGCUUCCUCUGCUAUGCCGCCCGGGCUGUCCCCUCGGCCCUCCACGAGCCACGCCACCUGGGCAUUGCCCUGCACAAGGAGCUGCUGCUCUCUGCUGCUUUCCAUGUGGCCAGGUUUGUGCUGGUUCCCUCUCUACACCCAGACUGGACCCUCCUCCUCUUCUUCUUCCACACCCACAGCACCGUCACCGCCACUCUGGCUCUGAUCUUCGUCCCUAAGUUCCGGAAGCCUGGAGCUCCUUCCCGGGAGGAGAUGGUGGGCGAGGCGUAUGAGGACCAGCUGGACCUGCAGUGCUCCGGCUCCUACCUCAACAGCAGCGUCACCUCCGCCUGGAGUGAGCGCAGCCUGGACCCCGGAGACAUUCGGGAUGAGCUGAAGAAGCUCUAUGCCCAGCUGGAGGUCCAUAAGACCAAGGAAAUGGCUGCUAACAACCCCCACCUGCCCAAGAAGAGGGGCAGCUCUGGCCAGGGUCUGGGCCGCUCCCUCAUGAGGUGUCUGGCUGAGGUCCCUGAGGCCCUGGUCCGGCAGCACUCCCGGGACUCGGGCUCCCCAGGGCACAGCAGCCUGCCAGGCUCCUCCCUCCACAGGCUCCUCAGCUCCAGUCUCCAGGAACCCCAGUGGAAACCAGCCCUCUGCAAGUCCCGCAGCACCUAUGAGCAUGACCACGGCAGGGACCCGCCUCUCCUCGACUCACUGCUGAGGAGGAAGCCGGCCAAGAAAGCUUCAAGAGGGAGCAGGGAGUCGGUGGAGGAGCCCCCUGUUCUGGGCUUCAAGUCUGCCAGCGCCCACAAUCUGACAGUGGGAGGGAAGCUUCCCAGGGCCCCACUCACCUCCCUGCAGAAGUCGCUCAGCGUCAUGGCUGGCUCCAGGGAAAAGGCCUUAAUGGUCGCCGGCCAGGCCUACCUAGAGGAGACCUACAGACAGGCAAAGGAGCCAGAGGAGAGAAAGACAGCAGAGGUGGCCAUGGCCAGUCCAGUGCAGAGGCCAUCAGCCAGGAGGCUUGUGCAAUCUCCAUGGGCUCCCUUGUCAGCCCCCCCUUCCCCUGCCAAAAGCAGCAGUGGGGAUAGCCCCCCUCCCUCUGGGAAACUUCAAGAGAACAAUGUGGAAAGACGACCCCCCCCACCCACCCAGCACCAGGUCUCCACUCCCAUCUUGGCCUUGUCUGGGCCCUGCCUAGGAGAGCCAUGUAUGCUGCCUCCCACCUCCACCUUGGCUCCAGCUCUGAUGUCAGUCCCAGCCCCAGUCCCCACCCUGGCACCACGCCCAGCACCCGCCCAUGGUCCCAGCAUACUCACCUACAUCUGCCCCUGGGAGAAUGCAGAAAUCAAGAAAGAAAAUGUGGCUCCAGAGGGCCCCUCAGAGCCAGAGCGAGGCAAGCCCUCACUGGCCCCUGGUCGGGCCAGGCUCUGGAGAGCCCUCUCCACUGCCCCAGAGAAAAGGGGAGGUGGGGAGAGUGGGGUGCACACAGCGGAUCUCCAGACUAAAGAGGACAGGCCCAAGAUCAUCUGUAAAUCCCACAGCCUCAAGACCCCUGCUCAGCAGAGGUCCGUGCACAGUCUGGGACUGGCCAUCAGGGCUCUGGCCCGUUCCAGAAGUGCAUACAGAGAGAAGGAGAGUGGGGAGGGGAGUCCCAAGGGGGAGAAAGGCAGAGCACCAGGAGAGGGCAUAAAGCCCUGCUCUCCCAGGCCAGGCCAGCCCAGGGCUGUGAGUAAGCAGACUGCCCUGGCCCCCUGCCAUGAUGAGGAGUCACUCCAGAACCGACAGAAUGCACAUACCAGCAGGAUGCUCCAGGUCUGUCACCACGAGGGGAGCAGGGAACGAGAGGACAGAGGCAGGAGGACACUCCGGAGUGCAGGGAAGGAGAAAGCUGAGAGAGCAGUUAGAGCAGGGCCUGCCCCACUGAGGGGCACAGUGGGGGACAGGAAUGCUGAGGGAGCAGGAGCAGCCCCCAUGGGUGGACAGGAACUGCCCAGAUCUGGCCGGCAGCCCCUGGGCAGUGCUGACAGCUGUGUGGUGGAGGUGUGCCCCUGGGAAGCUGCCGAGUCAGGGACCUGUCUGCCAGACAGCAGCAAUAAGGCAGAAAUCUGCCCCUGGGAGGUGAGUGAAGGCACCCCUGAGCUCAAGGCAUUAAGACAAGACCUACAGGACUCUCAGGACGAAAGGCGGAAGGCCCCAGAAAAAUCCCAGCCCAAAGAUGUGGCUGUUAUUGCUCGGAAGAGACCAGAAAGGCUGGUGAGGGGGCAGGAGGCAGUGUGUCCCUGGGAGAAGGCUGGGCCAGAGGACCCUCUGGCCUCUGACAGAGCCAUGGGCAGGCCUGGAACAGGGAGAAGUGUGGAGGCCAGGGAGGCAGAAAAUGUGGGACCAUCCCAGCAAACGCUGAAAACAUUCUUCUGCAAAGACCAGAAAUCAGGUGGAGACCUGGAGUUUCUUUGUCCGUGGGACAGGACAGAUUUCCAGGGCUCCUCCAUACUCUCCACUCAGGCCCUAGGAGCCGCUGGGUACCCAGGGCGGCUAAGCAGUAGUGUUGUGGAGGUGUGCCUGUGGGAAGCGGGGGACACCCGUGCUGACAAGAGAGCUGACAUCUGUCCCUGGGAGCUGGGUGGCAAGGUGGCAGGGAAGGAAGCGUGUGAUGGAGCAGGUGGAGAAUCUCUCCAGGUGGCGGGAUGUUCUGGAGAGCCCGCGGAACAGACUGGGAAAGCAGCACAGGAAUUAAGUCAGCAGCAGGGGUCAGUGCGUCCCUGGGGGGACACAGCCCCUGGGCACCCCAGUCCACGUCCAGACAAUGCCUCAGCCAGGACUGGUGGCCUCAGCCAGGGAGGGAGCAGGUCCACUCAGGGAUGUCCGCAGGAAAAUCUCAGGCCAGGGGUCACACCUGCCAGGGCAGAGAUCUGUCCCUGGGAAGUAGGUGAAAGAACAAGAGAAGACCGGACAUCUAGAUGGGCGCCAGGAGAAGACUCUCAAGAGGGUCAGGAGAAAAUGCCUGGAACACUAGGAAUCAAAGAUGCCACCACCGGGGAAAAGACAGAGGGACAGAUCCAAAAGCAGGAAGCAGUCUGUCCUUGGGAAAGUGUGGACCCUGACAGCUUCUCCCCACCACGAGCUCAAGGCAGAGAGCACCCCAAGGUCAGUUUCAGGGCAUGGGGCAGUGUGGGAAGCAAAACUGCCGAGAUCUGUCCAUGGGACAUGGAGGAGACCCUGCCUGCUGAGAAAGCAGAGAUCUGUCCUUGGGAGGCGGGCGCUGGAGCAGGGGAGGAGAGGGCUUUGGGAGGUGAGGCCAUUACGAAGCUGCCAGGCCACACAGGAAAGGCUCCUGCAGAGCCUGGCCCCAGUGAGGUGGCUGUUACUGCCCCAAAGGAGCCGGAGCGGCCAGCACAGGAGCAGGAGGUGGGCUGUCCCCGGGAGCGCUUGGCUCCGGCGGGCUGCACUCCGCACUCAGACACUCUGGACACUGGCAGACCAAGAGCUGGGUUGCAGGAACUGGACUGCAUGGGCUGCAGGCCAGCUGAGGUAUGUCCCUGGGAAGUGGGGGAAGCGCCUACCAGUGAAAAGGCCCAGACCUGUCCCUGGGACAUGAGCAAAGAGACUGCUGGGAGGGGACCAGAAGAUGGUGUGGGGAGUGAUUCAGCAGGGUGGAGGGAGAAAACUUUAGAAAAGGGGCGACUCACCUCCCUUGAAGACACAUCAAAGUGGGACACAAAACAGAGCCAGGAGCAGGAAGCUGUUGGUCCCUGGGGGGAGGAACCCCAUGCCAGGGCCCCCGAGGUUGCAGACUUGCCCAGCCUGAACAGCAGAGGGGACGAGGGGCCUUGUCUGGAAGUGAGUGAUGAGGCAUCCGAGGACGGGGACCCGAGACGUGACCCACAGACGAAUGGAGGGACCCCAGAACAUACCACACGAGAAAAAGCUCCUCCUGCAAAAGCUGGAGAAGUCAUUGCAGAAGAUGAGAAAGAAACCAGCAGCCAGUCACAGGUGCACAGCGUAGCACCCACAGGCUCUCUGUCCAGCCCCGACCUUCGGGGGCCCUGUCCAGGGGAGACUGGCCCUCAGCGACUGCCCGGCGCGGGCGGCAGGGUGGCCCAGGGGUGCGCAGUGGAGGUGCCUGUCCUGAAUGCGCCUGCCCCUGACUGUGGUGCCAGAGCGGAGACCCCCCACUCAGACGAGACUGAGAGACUCCCUGGGAGAGGGGUGUCAACACACCACGGGGUGGGGGGCUCUCCAGAGAAGGGGAAUGCCCCAGAAAAGCUAGGAUCCAAAGUUGUGGCAGUUCAGGAGAAGCCAGAGAGGGCAGGUAGGAAGCAGGAGGCUGUGUGUCCCCAGGAGAGUAGGGAUUGUCGGGGGCUGUCUCCACAAGCAGCCCCACAAGCCUGUGCCAGAAGCAGUUCUGAGGCAGCGGACAGUAUGAGGGCCAGGGGAGUCCAAGUGUGUCCAUGGGAGGUGGAAGAGGCUCCCUUUGUCAGAAAAGCAGAAAUCUGCCUUUGGGGAGCGAGUGAAGGAGCAGAGACAGGGGGGCUGGAACAAGACCUGGACAGACAGUCCCAAGAGCAAGGAGGGAGGUGCCUUCAAAAGGCAGGAUCUGGGGGUCUGGAGGAUACUUUUCGAAAGAAGCGGCCCAAUCAGUCCCUGGGGAGCAAGCAGGCUGGGGAGCAAGAUGGAAGAGCUGUGUCAUGGGAAAUCACAGAUCCAGAAGGAAAUGAAAUAAAGCACACCAUGGCAGACACCUGUCCUUGGGAGGGACUGGAACCUCCGCUGGACUCCGGUCUCCUGGCUUUAACAGCCACUCAGACAGAAGUAUUUUCACCGACAGCAACUGAGAAACCACCAUGA
Messenger RNA from Condylura cristata (star-nosed mole), 6492 nucleotides. It is a transcript of the gene GPR179, whose product is annotated as G protein-coupled receptor 179. NCBI's taxonomy places the organism in Eukaryota, Metazoa, Chordata, Mammalia, Eulipotyphla, Talpidae. The record is from RefSeq and is a predicted model, not a curated record. The transcript is spliced from 12 exons. The coding region runs from base 1 to 6492 and encodes 2163 amino acids. Gene Ontology annotation, cellular component: membrane. Gene Ontology annotation, molecular function: G protein-coupled receptor activity. Gene Ontology annotation, biological process: G protein-coupled receptor signaling pathway.